UGUCGACAUAUUUGCAAGUCAGCAACCCCAGAUUGCGUUUUAUUCCUCGUUUCUUACGCCAGAUGAAACGGGCCAGGGGUAACGGACGCGAAGAGACGGAAAGAGCUAUAUCUAUCGUGUAUCGCAUUACCGGCUCGGUAUUUAGAAACAGGAUAAAUCGUUGCGAGGGAUUCACUUUCGAUCAAACGAAAGAAAAACGAUGGAGAAUCCUCUUGCUACUGGCGUUUCGUUCAACCAAACGGAAAACUUGAAUCGCUUCAUAUUCGGAUGGCUCGAUUACUCGCUCUUCUGCUUUUUGCUGUUUGUUAGCAUUCUCAUCGGCGUGUAUUUUGGCUUCUUUAGCAAGCAGAACAACCCAACGGAAUAUUUUCUAGGUGGUAAACGAAUGGGAUGUUUUCCUGUCGCGAUGAGCAUCGUAGCAAGUCAUAUCUCGGGUAUCACCUUGCUGGGCAUCCCCGCGGAAGUCUUUCGUCACGGGACUCAAUACGCCGCGUGCGUGAUAACGUCGAUUCUCACCGCCGUCAUCACCUCCUACGUCUUUCUGCCUGUGUUCUACAAGUUGCAGCUAACUAGCACCUUCGAAUAUCUGGAAGUCAGAUUCGCCAGAUCGGUCAGAAUCCUCUCCUCGGUGCUAUUCACCAUUUCGCUCUUCAUGUACCUGCCUAUCGUCAUCUACGUACCUGCCAUUGCUUUUGCACAAGUCAGCAACCUGAGUGUUCACGCGAUAACGCCGAUACUCUGUAUCGUGUGCAUCAUUUAUACCAGCAUUGGUGGUCUAAAGGCAGUAGUAUGGUCGGAUACCGUACAAUUUUCCAUAACCGUCGGCGGGCUUUUUACAGUUCUUAUACUGGGGAUACUGUCCGUCGGCAGCAUUGAGAAAGUGUGGAGGAUUUCCGGUGAAGGCGGCCGUCUCAUUUUCUUCGAUAUGAAUCCGAGCCCGUUGGCAAGAAACACUUUUUGGGGUAUGGCUAUAGGUAUGACGAUAACGUGGCUCGGACAUCUCGGUAUUCAUCCAGGCGCAGUGCAACGAUUUCUCUCAGUGCCUAGAGAAAUCGACGCUAAGUACAGCAUUGCGAUUACUGCAAUAGGAAUGAUAAUCGUCAAACUAAUUACCGUGUUCACCGGAUUAAUCAUGUUCGCCAAAUAUCACGAUUGUGAUCCUCUCCUGACCAAGUCGAUUAGCCGCACCGAUCAGACUCUACCGUAUUACGUAAUGGAUGUUGCUGGACAUUUGCCAGGACUUCCAGGAUUAUUUCUAGCGGGCCUGGUGAGCGCUGCGCUUGCGACUAUGAGCGCUAGCUUAAAUACCAUGUCCGGCACCAUUUACGAGGAUUUUAUAAAUCCGUUGAUCCCAGAUAGUCCCAGAAAGGAAGUUAUGGCCGCCAACAUUAUGAAGAGCAUCGUUGUGAUAACCGGCGCGAUUUCGGUUGGUCUGGUGUUUCUGGUCGAGCGCCUAGGGCCUGUCUUCCAAAUAGCUCUGAGUAUGCGUGGUGUGACCGACGGACCUUCCUUGGGCCUUUUCCUGCUAGGAAUAUUAGUACCCUGGGCUAACGCAAAAGGCGUAUUGUUUGGCGGUUGUUUCGGUCUGAUAGUCAUGCUUUGGCUGGUAGGAGGCACUCAAUGGCACACCAUACACGACAAAAUUAAAUACGAUUCGUUACCCACGUCGGUGGAUAGUUGCCCAUAUCCGUUGAACGAGACUCUUUCGACCGCGAUAACGCCUACUUGGAUGGACUCUGGCGAAGAGCCUAUGAUACUGUUUCAAAUAUCCUUCGUAUAUUAUACUUUGAUAGGAGCAAUGAUCGUUGUUGUCAUCGGCACUAUCGCGAGUUACGUUUUUGGCAUGGAUCUCGAGAACGUAGAUCCCGAUCAUAUUGCGCCGAUGAUGAAAAGAUUUCUCCCUUCUCGUGGGUAUGCUGAAGUUUCACUAAGAAAUGUGCUACCGCUUGAUAGCUUACGCCGGAAAAAAUCAAGUAAUCUUGAUUCGUAAUUAUUUAAAUCGAUGAGCAAGCUGGAAAGGAAUAGGAUCAACUCGAGGGAUAAUAAUUGAAUUGAAUAAAUAAUAAUUUUUUCAUUCCGGAAGUAUUUCCGCGCCGUAUCGCCAACGAUGUUUCCAAGUCGGAUCUGAUGGUUGGACACAAGGGGUGUCUCUUAUUGAUUAACAGACGCAUGCGCCAAUCAUCUUAGUGCCACACAUGCCAGAUCGCGGUUGUUUUUCGAUCUCUCAGUACCGUUUCCAGCGUCCGUUAUGAAACAUUGGCUGUUACAGUGUUCUUUUCGGAAACUUUCUGGGAAACGGGAAACAAAGAUCGAGUGCUAUGAGAAAUGUCUUUGAUCGUUUUUCAGUAGACCAAGAGGUCUCGUCACUGUUAAAUUUUGCUCGACAUUGAAAAAAAUACCCGAACAAUUGAUCAUUGUUUUUACAACAAAUGUUUCAGCUGUCGAAAGGAUCGGAAUCGAAGACAAUUAAAAGAUUAAUCGCGGAAAGCGAUAGUUACGCGAUACACAACGAUUUAAA
Molecule: messenger RNA, 2518 nt
Organism: Pogonomyrmex barbatus (red harvester ant)
Lineage: Eukaryota; Metazoa; Arthropoda; Insecta; Hymenoptera; Formicidae
Product: sodium-coupled monocarboxylate transporter 2-like
Biological process (GO): sodium ion transport; transmembrane transport
Cellular component (GO): membrane
Molecular function (GO): symporter activity
Source: RefSeq, a predicted model, not a curated record